AUGGCAACUUUCACUCUGAACACAGGUGCUACGAUCCCGGCCGUAGGGUUCGGGACAUGGAAAGCGGCGCCCGGAGAAGCUGCAGCAGCAGUGAAGACAGCGUUUGACGUUGGAUAUCGGCAUUUUGACUGUGCCCCACUAUACGGCAACGAGCGCGAGAUCGGAGAAGUAUUUCGAACCACCAAAGUACCUAGAAGUGAAUACUUCGUCACGACUAAACUGUUCGUCUUCACUUACACGCAUGAACAAACAUGUCUACAAUACCUAACCCAAGUUGACAGAUGGUCCUCAGACCACCGCCGGGUGGAGUCUGCUCUCGAUAAAUCUCUCGACGAUCUGGGCCUCGACUACGUGGAUUUAUAUCUCAUGCACUGGCCAGUAACACUGGACCCAUCCCCUAACCCAGAGGAAUAUGGCAAAGAGAACCGCAAAGUCCACGCAACAGGCUGGGACUUUAGCAACACCUGGCGGGAGAUGGAGAAGCUAUUAGCAACCGGCAAAGUGCGCGCAAUCGGCGUGGCGAAUUUCUCGACCGUGAACUUGGAAAGAUUGCUCCAGACGGCGAACGUGGUGCCGGCCGUUAACCAGACUGAAAUCCAGCCGUUGCUGCCGCAGGAUAAACUGCACGCGUAUUGCCAGGAGAAAGGGAUUCAUCAAACUGCGUUUGGGCCGCUGGGUGGGUCUGGGAGUACAUUGCAUUCUCAUCCGGCUAUUGUAGAUAUUGCCGCGAAGAGAGGGUGUGAUACCGGGAAUGUGAUGCUGAGUUGGGGGAUUCAGAAGGGGUGGAGUGUUAUUCCUAAAAGUACGAAUCCGAAGCGCAUUCUGGCGAAUCUUGUGGGGAAUGUUCAGUUGACGGUGGAGGAGAUGGAGAUCAUGGAUUCUUUGGCUGUGCCUAAGGGAAAGAGGUUUAAUCGGCCGGAUUGGGGGGCUGUGAUCUUUCAUGAUGAUGCAGACGUGGAUCUAGAGGAGUAG
This is a messenger RNA of Aspergillus nomiae NRRL 13137, 972 nucleotides long. Its product is annotated as glycerol dehydrogenase Gcy1. The record is from RefSeq and is a predicted model, not a curated record. The coding region runs from base 1 to 972 and encodes 323 amino acids. NCBI's taxonomy places the organism in Eukaryota, Fungi, Ascomycota, Eurotiomycetes, Eurotiales, Aspergillaceae. The transcript is spliced from 3 exons. Gene Ontology annotation, molecular function: aldose reductase (NADPH) activity. Gene Ontology annotation, cellular component: cytosol.